Messenger RNA from Didymella exigua CBS 183.55, 1995 nucleotides. RefSeq lists its product as uncharacterized. The record is from RefSeq and is a predicted model, not a curated record. The transcript has 3 exons. Lineage: Eukaryota; Fungi; Ascomycota; Dothideomycetes; Pleosporales; Didymellaceae. Bases 1 to 1995 code for a protein of 664 amino acids.
AUGGUUGCGCAAAACAGACACGAAGGCGACGACAACAGCGGCCGGUCGGCACCCAAGAGGCAGACGAGACGUCCCACCAGAUUUAUGUUCAUCGACUCGAGCAAUGGUGGCGUGAAUGCAAAGCCGGACCGGACCGUCCGGUCCUUUGUGAUGAAGUCAGCCAGGAACAGGAAGACAUGGAGCACUCGGCCAAGAAGUCCGAAAGAGGAGGACCUCGUCGAUGCGCAAAGCCCUGAACAAUUGUCUGACUGUACUGCUGUCAGAUAUGAGCCUGCAUGUUCCGGCGACUUCUGGGCCCUUCAGGACAUUCGUAAAGAUUCUUUAUGGGACAGUCAGGCUCCAGCAUCACCAGCAAGCAGCAGGAAUGGAAGCAUUCUCUCUUCGUAUGGUGGGAACUACACGUGUGAAAUCCCCUCGUCGAGUUACAUAAGCUCCUUAAUGGCAGCGGAGUACAAUCACGCCGCGCACGCGUUCGACGUUCCGCUUGAGCAGCGAGCCUGCCUGACACAGAGACCUGACUCAAGUCUCCGCUCACAAAGUCCAUUUGAUUGCCUCUCAGUGCACCUGGACCCAUAUGCACAGCAGCUUCUUCAUCAGUUUGUCGAAGGCUCAGCACCGAGACUGAUACCGAUAGACCUUCACAGAUUUUCAUCUGUUGCUGCCACCGAUUGGAUCGCAAGAUGUAUACAGAGCCGAAACGGCGCACCGUACAUCUACGCAGCGCUCACAGCUUCAGCACGUAGUGCUGGGCUCAAUUCAGAGGCUUACAAAUGGCGAGCAAUCACGGAGGUCAACAAAUUGCUGUCAAAUCCGACGACUAGUAUCGAUGACACCACAAUCGCCACUGUUCUGAUAUUGCUCGCAAUGGAAGAAUCCGACCUUGCAGAUCCAAGACGACAGGGUAACGAUAGGGAGUGUAGCUUGUCUGCUAACAACGCCCAUCUCAAUGGUUUGAAAACGAUGAUAAGACAAAGAGGUGGUCUUACCUCACUGAACAGUAAUCGCUGCUUGCAGGUCUUCAUAUUGAUGCACAGUACCGCGCAAUGUAUCACUACCUUCAGACGUCCUUAUGCCAUGUUACUGGGUCCCACAGGCAAGAUCGAGGACUAUGCCGCAAUGUCGCACUUGGACUCUCAUCAUUUGGCCAUUUCGAUACCGUUUCAGCGGCUAUACUCAGAUGGUGUGCUUCUGAAUAUCAUCCGUUCCGUCAAUCUCUUCAUUCUUGAUCUGGCCGAUUGGUACAAGACUGGACAGAACUCUUGCCCACUUGACCCCUUCGAGCUCCAAAAGCAUGCGUGUCUCCUGACAUAUCGACUCUUCGAAUGGUAUCAAACAGGUGAAGAAUUUGAGCUGGGCGGUAAAAUUGGAAGAACCCCUCUUGAUCAAAGCAUUUGCCUCGCACACCUUAUCUUUCUGGUCAUGGCAACAGAGCCGCUCGCUCGAUCUAUCGGUUCGCGGUUGGCCAAAAUCGUGCUCAAGCUUCGGCAAGCUUUGCAGCGAGUUCCUCUAUUACAUUGGGCCGCCGCCCCCGAAGCAUUCAUUUGGACGUUAACAGUGGGUGCAUUAGCUGCAAAGGAUCUCCGACAGAUAUCGAACGUACAGCCCUCAGAACUAGCUUUCUAUGUCCAAUACUCUCAAUUGGCAUUCCCGUCAGAAGAUCACAACAGGCUCGCUUCUUCACAGGGCAUACUACAACAAGUACGACAAUGUCCUUGGAUCCCAUCGAUCUUUGACGCAAGAUCAAGGCGGCUGUGGGUGCAAAUGGGUCUUUGCAUGUCAGAAACUGAGGACGUUUACGAGUCGAGUAGUGAGGAAGACGGGCUACCAGUCGAUGAUGAGCAUGCGCUCGGUCAGUCAACAACUGCGAGAUUCUUUCCCGCGAUGAAGUCAGGUUCCAAGAAGUCAAGUCCGAGAUGGAUGGCUGAAUCAGAACGGAAGCGGAAUGGAAGCCGAGUUGAGAGCAGAUUUAGUAGUUGCGCUUCGAGCUAUCUGUAG